This is a messenger RNA of Nothobranchius furzeri (turquoise killifish), 5005 nucleotides long. It is a transcript of the gene prmt2ip, whose product is annotated as chromosome 4 C15orf39 homolog. Lineage: Eukaryota; Metazoa; Chordata; Actinopteri; Cyprinodontiformes; Nothobranchiidae. The record is from RefSeq and is a predicted model, not a curated record.
GGAGUCACCAGUGGGAGAAACGUCCCCUGUGACGAAAACAAGCAGAGGUUAGAGUCGGGCUCCGACUAACCCCGCCUAUUGAUCAAAGACCAUCCUCCUCCACCCUUUUGUCUUUUCUCCGCUCUGUUAAUUUCUCCGAAUGCCUCGUGGAUUUCGGACCAGCUGCGCAAACUUUUUGGCAUGCUCUCUGUCAACUUGGCGGGAUUUAUUCGCAUCGGGGAUGGAAAACUCCAGAAACAGACCAGAGCUUCACCUCAUGUGACUUAUAAGCAUCUUUACGGAAUACAUGUGGAGGUUAUUGAUAACAGCACGCGAGGUCUAAAGCCCUAAUCGCCGAACUGCAACGCCAUUACCAGAAAAUGAGCCGCGAGUCGAUGCAGACCCUCACAGAUCCAGUGUUUCUCAACAAGAUGCCCUUUUUUGAUGGAACAAUCACAUCUGCAGGACUCUCAAAACCACAAACUAUACCUGGUUUCCUGGGAAAACAAAACCCGCAGUACAAUGGAGCCUAUUUUACUUAUGAACCCUGGGUGACAGACAGUGCGGCCUUUACUCCUCCUUGGAGCAGCUCAAAGACAUCCCCGCUGGAUGACAGAAGUCCUGAGAGUCACCUUUCUGGUAUGGUGGUACAAAACCACAUGGUAUACAGGAAAGACGGCAUUUCUGCAGAGGACGGCCAAUCUCACCCUGCCUCUGCGUGUCACACCCCAGUAAAACAGGGUUUUGUGCCGUACACUAAAAGUCCAGAGAUCAACAGUCCAGUGGUUGCUUCAUCGGUAGUUAUGAGAAAACCAAAAACAGGAGGCGAGAGUUCGUCCUCUCCAUCUCAAAGCUCUGUUUACAUCGCAAUCCCUAAACCGGUUUACAGAAUGAACCCCUGCUGUAAUGAGGUGGGCUGUGCGAUGGGACAACAGUACAGUGUGGAGCACGUCUCUGCAAGGAUACCAAACUCUGUAUAUGAGCACGACUGGGUGCAAAGCAAUGGACACUACACGGAGAAACCUCCCGCCCAGAGAAAAGACACGCUGCUGAAACACAAAGAUUUACAGUUUGAGUGCCACGCAGAGCAGCUGAAGAGGCUGAAUGUGGAGGCGUACAGCCCAAAUAGAGCCAGGACGUUUCCUUCAGUGAUGGAACCAAACUACAGCAGCUUCUCCUGCACCCCAACUCACACAUUGUUUGGUGCCAUUAGAGAUCACAGGAGCCAGCCUUUACAGACUCUCCCUGGAGGCUACGCCGGCUUAUACGCUCCUCAUCCUGCGUAUGAGCAUAUGACCUCAGAGGUUUAUCAGGAAUGCUCUCCCAUGUCCAAAUAUGGCCAGCUAGCGCAGCGCCCAGUGUUUUAUUACUCCCAAGCAAACGGAGAGGUAGAAAGCAGGACACAGAGGAAGGAUAGCGGCAGUAAGCAGGGGGAGGGGACCCCUCUUCUUCAUAAACACAGAGUCUCAAGCCCACGGGAGCACUAUGUAGUGUCUCGGCCACAUCGCGCUGAAAUCCCUUUGUCGUGCACCGAAAUAUUACCAAAUCAUUCUUUUAUUCGAGAGUUUGAAUAUCCGUGUUACACACUUCCAAGGUUCCAUCUGAGUGAAAAUCAUAUCCAAGCUCCUUUAGAAAGGCAACAUUCACUGUCAGCUUUCCACCCGAGUCACAGUAACAUGGCCCAGUCCAGCCAACAUAUAGAUCACCCCAUAGCCAAGGAUAAAGCGAGCUCCAGCCUGCAUGCUGACCGGCAUCAUGGCUCCAGAGUGGACCAGAAUAGUCCCUCCAGACGUGGAAACCAGUCGGACUUGUCACCGUCCAGCAUUCAAGCUGGCAGGUUUUACCAGCCGUUCACCGGUGUGCACAUAGACGCUCCAGGCGUCCCAUCAGCCGGUGUUAUUGUGGACAGAGUCUUGGACCAGUCCUCAUGUGAGGCUCAUGUAAAACAGCCAAAGAGUCUUCCUGUUUCCCCAGCAGCCUGGCUGCACCAGUCACCCGGUCACGGUUCAGAUCGAAUCCACACAGCUGUGCCCAACAACGCAAAUGUCCGAAAAAUUAUCUACUCCCCUGUUGUUACAACGGGAAGUAAACACAAUGGCCUUGUGUCCCAUGCAGGAACCGCUGAUUAUAAAAAAUGCUUAAAGAGAAGCACUUCUCCCUCAUUUCCACCUAUGAAAAUAAAAGACGAGGACGAGGAUUCAUAUGAGGCGGAAUGCACCAACAAACGACAAAGGGUGGAAAUGGAGAACGUCAAAGAGUGGAAUAAAACAGACUCUCCCCCUAUGCCUGUUAUCAACAGUGUGUUCAGCUUGGCAUUUUACCAAUCCCAACUGCAGGAAUCGGGAAUAAAACAGCCGGAAGAAGACCCUCGGGUUUCUGAGCAGCGCGCAAACGAACUUGAUCAAAACACCAAAGAAGAGAGGCCUGAUCAACAGGAUCAGCAGCCCGUUGUCAGUCUGGUUUCUAAAGAAAUCUCAGAUCCUCCAGCAGACGAAGCUCAUUUUAAAGUUCUUAAACCUACAAGGAUUAAAUUAGAAAAAGUAGAUGAAGAUGAAUGUGAAGAAAGCCACAAUGACCACAACAGAGUAGCAAUCAAAGCAGAGCCCAAAGAGACUGAUUCAACUGAGGGUGAGCCCGUGUUGUUGAAAGAGAAGCAUAAAUCGGAUGAAGUUGAGAAUAAACUCUUACAUGCAGGUGCAAAUGCAACUUCAGGGGAGUUGAGACUUGCUGAUCUGAUGACACAAACAAACCCAUCUUCUGAGGAAAGCACGCUGCACAGACAGAUGGCCACACUUCACCCCAACGCCACGACUCCACUUCCGCUGCCUGUGAGCGAAGUCAGUUUCAAAAGCAUUCCUCCGCAUUGCCUUAAGCUGUCCACCUACAACAUCAUCGUACCAAACGGCAAACACUGCAGGACUUUCCCACACCCGCAGGAGAAGCCGUCUCCAAUGCCUGUUACCGUAGUCGCAUCAAAACAAGACCAACCACCGGUCCGCAAGCACUUUCUGGAGUUGCACCAGUCGCUCUGCAAUCUGGUGACCAAAUCUGUGUCUGCCUCUUCGGAGCGAGGCCUCAAAAACUGGUUGUCUGAGCUGGAAAUAACCGAACACAUAUCUCAGUCGGAGAAGGUCCAGAAGGUUUCCUGCUUGUUGGGAGUAAAAGCUCGCGAGGCGUGGAUCAACGAGGAGGUCAGAUCUGCCCUCUGCCAGGUCCUGGAGAGGCUGAGGGAGUACACCGCUCAUAGGCACUGUCCUUUUCCUCACGUCAUGCGGACGGGAGCCGUGUUCCUCCCCAUGCUGGUGGUGAAGGAGCUGCUGUUUCCGAUGGUCCAGAGCAGCUUCAUAGACCGGGUCCUGCAGGAGCACAAAGUGGAGCUGCGGCCCACGACGCUCUCUGAAGAGAAGAUCCUGAUCCAGCUUCAUAAACGAGCCUGCUCCUCCAGGCUCAGGAGGCUGAUGUCCCUCAAACACCUGCCGGACAUCUACGCUGAGGCGGUCAACCUGCUGUAUUACACAUGUGUCUGCAAACAUCUGGGAAUAAAUGUGGAUUCUUGUGUCAAAGAACAAGACGGGAGCGGUGAAGCUUCCGACAGCAGCGCUGCUGUGCUUUCAGACACUGCGUCCCCAGCCUUGCCGUCAGAGUUGAGCCAACAUGAGAAAUGCACGAAUGACCAGGAAACGCCCAACGAGGGACAAUUAAAACGAAGUCUGAGUCUCGUAGACAAAAACCUGUCUGAUGAGGACGAGGCAGAUGGUGUGGAGAUAGUUGAUGAAGGUUCUCCAACCGAAUCAAACGGCGAUGAGAUUAAAGAAAAUGACCACGUGGCUGCAGAGCUGGAUUUCAAAGUGGCUCCACAGGAUAAUUCAUGGACUUGUCCAUUAACGUUAGACGAGUUUGCGCCCAGUGAUACAGAAAAUGAGAACUUCUCGAGUUUGACUCCUGAUGAUCAGCCCGUAGCAUGCCAGGUCCAACCUAAGGGCUGCUCAAGCGUGAUCCUCAAGCUCAGGAAGAUGCUCGGAGGGGGGCUUAGCAGAAAAAAGGCCUGCUACCAAGCAGUGUCUGAGUCUGGGACUGUGGGCGAGACGUCGGUGCCACAAACUGAUGUAGAGGACGUGUGGAGCAACUCGAGCCUGCACAGAACACCCAAGUUAGUUCGCGGCUGGAAAGGAAAAGGGAGCUUCUCUCGUACCUUGAGGCCCCUCCGAGGCCCCUCUAAAACAAAACCCAGAUCCCUCCUGAAGAUCAAAUACUGUCCUUACUUGUCCGCCUGCCACAGCGCCGAACACAGGAGGCGCUGGGUGCUGCGCUCAGCCGUCCAGACGGCUCGUAGGGCCAUGAGGCUCUACUACCCGGACUUGGUGGGAAAGAAGAUCCGUCACCUGUAUGAGGAGGAUGACAAAUCAGAAGUGUGGUACAGAGGGGAGGUGCUGCGCAUCCACGAGGCCCACAGCAACCCUCUGAAAACCAUAUUUGAGGUCCGCUAUGAUAGCGAGCCUGAAUGGAAGUACUACCUGGAACUGAUGAUAGAUUAUAAAAAAGGCUGGCUGAAAAUCGAAGACUAGUUCCCACAUGUAGCUGUUGACAGUUUAGCCUUUUUUUUAGGUCACGUGAACAUUUGUCACUUUGAAGUGACAUCCUUUACAUGUUUUACAGGAAACUGUUGCACAUUAAAUGAAGUCAACUGUGAGUUGGUUCAAAUUUUCAUUUAACUCUAGAGAAUUGUGGUAGAAAAACCAGCAACUCCUCGCACACAUUUUUCAUAUAAAGCAGUACCUCACGUGCAUCUAUGUUUACAUGACUUAAUGUCAAGUUACUUGUUGCAAAAGUGAUUUUUUUUAGACCGUAUGUUGUUGUAAAUAAAGUUCAGCAUUAAGGUACUUUGUAUAAAGCUGCUCUUAAUGACGGAGUAUUGAAACUAAAAAAAACUCGUCACCUUUCAGCCCCAAACCACUUCACUUUUGUAAUAUUUUUUACACUGAAAUGUUUGAAUUUUCCUGGUUUUGAAUAAAUGUUUUAUACCGCU